Messenger RNA from Paramecium sonneborni, 357 nucleotides. Lineage: Eukaryota; Ciliophora; Oligohymenophorea; Peniculida; Parameciidae. The record is from the annotation of a GenBank genome assembly.
AUGAAAGAUUAGUUACACAAGUAAACAAUUAGUCCUCAACCUCAAAAAUAAAAAUCAUAAAAUUUUCAUAGAAGAUUUACAAGUUCAUAGAUUAAAAUUGUAGGAAAAAAUCAAGAAUCAUUAGAUCAUCUUACUAAAAAAUUUUAAAGUAUUAUACUUUGAUCAAUUGUAGUGCAAGAUUUAUAAUAAUUGCUUAAGAUGGGUCCCUACAAUAAAAUACUUCAAUCUAAAGUUAACUCUUAGAUGCUUAUUCAUGAAAGCUUUUCUAAAUAAUAUUUGAAAGAUUUAAAUGUAGUCGAUAUACCAAAUAAAUAAACCAAUUUUCAAUAAAACUAUGUUAAAAAAGUACCACUCUGA